AUGGAAUUAUUGAUUGUUCUUGGAUUGUGUUUUGGAGCGUAUGAGUUAUUGGGUGUAUUUCAAGGUUGUUUUCAUUACAACGAACAUCCAUUACCAUAUCAACCUCAGGCUCAUAACCUAAAUAGUCUAAAUAAUAGCAGCAACAACGAUUCAAAAGAUAACGAGAACGAUAACGAUAACGAGCAAUCGGGUAGUGAGAAGGAGGAUGAUAAUAGAAUAGAAACAAUUGAGAGUCGACCAAAGAUACGUUCAUCAAAUGAUGAUGAAGAUGAGAUUGUAGACAACUUAAAGUCUGGACCAUGCAGUUGCUAUAGUACUGUAAAUGAAGACGAAUUUGAUGAUGAAACUCGUAUAAUUUUACGAAAUAGUUUAAAUAGAAAAGUGAAAAGGCAACGAAAGCCAAUAAACAAAUUCUCAUUAUCAACAUCAUUAAUGUCAUUGAGUCGUGACGAUUCAAGUUUUUUAUUUAAUUAUAUCGACGGUAAUAGCAACAAUAAAUUUCAAAAAUUCAAGAGUGAUAUUGAGAUAUCUGAGACAUCAUUUAAAGAUAGUAAUUAUAACGAAAAUUCAUACAACGAUAAUCGAAUCAAUAGAAAUUGUCGUGAGCACUUUGAUGUAUCAUCAUCGGACUUAGCUGAGACAACAACUGAUAACAACGAAGAUAUUAGCUGUAAUACGUCUGUGAAUUUGGAUACAAACAAAAAGAAGAUAUUCUUCAUAUCAGCUGCCUCAUAA
Molecule: messenger RNA, 735 nt
Organism: Chironomus riparius
Lineage: Eukaryota; Metazoa; Arthropoda; Insecta; Diptera; Chironomidae
Source: the annotation of a GenBank genome assembly